UUUGAUGAUAAACAAGGCGGAACUGCGGUAGAGGGAGCGGUUGCCUUGUAUAAGUAUACCCGCAAGCUCUCAUUUCUCUACAUUGUAUCAGGAAAGUACUUACCGGGGAAAAGGUAACAGGCAUUCCAGUUAAAAAUGGCCAGGAGGAAGAUUCCGAAAGAAGUACAAGCCGUAUUUGACCGCUAUGUCCAUGGUCCUGCCAAACGAUUGGGUGAGAAAGAAGCAAUAGAGAUGUUGCAGACAGAGUUCAAUCUUUCUGCAGAUGAGGCCCAAAUAAUGUUUGAUUCAUUUGACAAGGACAAAAAUAAAAUCAUGAGCAUAUGGGAGUUUCAACAGUUCUACGAGACGGCUGGCAGCAAUGCUGCUGAAGCUGUAAAGUGUUUUCAUGACCUAGACACGGACGGGAGUGGAAAACUAGACCCGGAAGAGGCGAGAAAGGGAUUGCAGCGAAUGAAAACAGGAACCGGAAGGAAUUUAGAGGAAAAAGAAAUAGACUUUUUCAUGAAAACAGCUUCGGACGAUGAUGGCAUGCUUGACAUUGCAAUGUUUGUGAACCUGUUACACAGACUUAAGUUGUACAAGUCACCUCCUCCUCCCAAAAACGCUAAAUGUCACGUAUUGGGAGAAAAGUGAAGUUCCAGUUCCAUUUACUAGCGAGGAAUAUACGACAAAUAUAUACAAAAUAUCAAAAUACAUAUUAGAUAUAAAACUAUUUUAUCAUCACAACUCCUUAAGGAAAUCAAAGGAGCUAUUUCGUUGACCGCAAUGUUCUAAAGGAGAAAUUCCAAGAAAGAAUGUCAAGUACUGAAAUAUUUUUUCUUCUAAUUUUAUAAUUUUGUAUACUCAACAUUUCAUCGUUUUGCAUUUUAUCAUUUUGAAUCAUUGAUCAUUUCUUAUUUUUAUAAUUAAAAUGUUACAAAUAUAAUACUACAAAACAUAUUUGAAGAAAAGUUUCUAUGAACAAACCAUUGUGUUAAUGCAUCCCAAUACCACAAGUAUUUUAUUAUAAUAUUGAUAAUUAUAAUAUGAUACAAAGAUUUAUAGUGUUGUAAAAAACAACAUUUUGAACUAAAAUUAAUUUCAGGCAAAUGAAAUUGUAUACAAUUGAGAUAACGAUCAUUAUUGGUUUCAAGUGGCGGACAUACUCUCAUCAUCAAAAUGUGAUUGAAAAAAAAACAACCUUUUUAUUGCUUCUUUCGACGAACAUGUAUUAUCUGUUAAAUAAAAGUUAUUCAAGAAAUGA
Molecule: messenger RNA, 1243 nt
Organism: Ylistrum balloti
Lineage: Eukaryota; Metazoa; Mollusca; Bivalvia; Pectinida; Pectinidae
Product: calcium-binding protein SPEC 2C-like
Exons: 4
Coding region: 136-633 (165 amino acids)
Molecular function (GO): calcium ion binding
Source: RefSeq, a predicted model, not a curated record